Mangifera indica (mango) is the source of this 2787-nucleotide messenger RNA. Its product is annotated as calcium homeostasis endoplasmic reticulum protein-like. Gene Ontology annotation, biological process: RNA processing; intracellular calcium ion homeostasis. The transcript has 3 exons. Gene Ontology annotation, molecular function: RNA binding. The coding region runs from base 174 to 2183 and encodes 669 amino acids. Lineage: Eukaryota; Viridiplantae; Streptophyta; Magnoliopsida; Sapindales; Anacardiaceae. Gene Ontology annotation, cellular component: perinuclear region of cytoplasm. The record is from RefSeq and is a predicted model, not a curated record.
AAAAAACAGCAAGGCAAUAUUUGGCUACACUUUUGUCCUUUUAAAAAUUUUGGGAAGCCGGUUGGGUACCCAUAGAAUCCAGGUAAAUUUAAAAUAGGACUUAACAAACUCACUGGCAGUGCGAUUGUCGUUGGUGGGAUUCUCGUUCUUUGUCGAGUAUCUGAAAAGGUUUUAUGGACCGUCCUCCUCAUGAUUAUGCUGCUGCAUCUGCAAUGGGGGCAUAUGCUCAACAGCAAAGACCAGUUGGCAAUAUGCAACAGCAGCAACAAUUUGGAUAUCUUCCACAUCAACAGUUACCUCCAUCAGUGAUCCCUCCUCCCUUCCUUCCCCCUCAUCCUUCUGUCCAACAGUUCCCAUACCUUCCUCACAUGCAACAGCAGCAACAACUCCAUCCCCAUCCUCAUCUUCUUCAUCUUCCACAGCAACAGCAGCAACCACCUGCUUCAUUCCCGUCCCAUUUACCCCCUCAUUUGGUUCCUUCACCUUUCCAUAGCCCAUAUGAUUCUCCCCAGCCCCCAGCUCCUCCCCCAUCUGAUCCUGAUCUUCAAAAGCGUAUAGACAAACUUGUUGAGUAUACUACUAAGAAUGGCCCAGAGUUUGAAGCCAUGAUCCGUGAAAAGCAGCAAGAUAAUCCUGCAUACAGUUUCCUCUUUGGUGGUGAAGGCCAUGGUUAUUAUCGUUACAAACUUUGGUUAUCUAGUCAUACCCCAGGUGGCCCCUUUAAUCAUCCAUUCCCACCCACUUCAAUGCCGACAAUGCAUCCUCCGCCAAACCCUUUGAUGAAUCCACCUCUUACUACUCCUCCUAUGAAUUCUGGGGGACAUUCAGCUUCAAUGAUGGGUGCUCCUCAGAUGCACCAACCUCCUUUUCCACCAUUUUAUGAGCAGCAGCACCAUCAGCAUCCUAAGCCUUUUGUGGGUCAUGGUCGACCAGAUUAUGAUCCUCCCUUUAAGGGUUUUUCUGGUCCACUUCCUUCUGAUGUUGCUAUGGAGCUUAACAAUGUACUUAACAAUCUAAAUGGUACAAAAGAGUCAAUUAAAAGUGCCAAGACUUGGUUCAUGCAGAGGUCCCCAUUUGCACCAGCUCUGGCUGCAGCACUCAGAGACAGGAUAUACUCUGUUGAUGAUUCUGAGAGGCAGCUUCAUAUAAUAUACCUUGCCAAUGACAUUCUUUUUGACAGUUUGCAACGGAGGACCAGCCUGCAUGAACUUGAUAACGAAGCCCUUGCUUUUAGACCUGUCCUGGGUUCCAUGCUUGCGAGGGUUUACCACAACCCUCAGAAUAAGGAGGAAAAUCAGUCACGCUUACAGAAAAUCUUACAGUUCUGGGCUUCCAAGGAAGUUUUUGAUCAAGAUGUUAUUUAUGCCCUUGAGGGUGAGAUGAUAGGUGGACAAUUGGUUAAUUCUUUUUCAGGUCCUGCUAAAGAAAUGUCUGCAGCUUCAGGGGAUCCACAAACAACAAACCAUAUUGCUCCAGAAUGGCAGCCUGAUAGCAGAAAUGCUGUUCCGAAUGUACUAGUCCAUGAUCAUCCUGAUAAACAAGCACCCCCUUUGGUGCCAGCACCAAUACCAAACCAGCAAUUUCUUCCAACUCCUGUUCCAACUGGUGCUUUUCCAGGGUCCAUGUCCUUAAAUUCUUCCGUUCAACCAGCAAACCAAUCAGCUGCUGGCACAGGUGAAAAGUUGCCUCCUUAUCCUUUGUUUCCACCAGGUCUUAUCCCAGGUAUGGUCAGAAAGAUGCAGAUAGGUAGUGGCGUGCCCUACUCUCCCAUGAGUCCACUGGACAUCCCUACAGUUAUACCUCCAUCCAAUAUAUCACCAUCUGAAGUUUUAGAAAGAGUUUCGAAGUUCUUUAAAGAGAUUGGAGAGGUUAACCCUUCUGAGGGACCCCUGAAAUCUGAUUCAGGAGAUGAAGACUAUGAGUAUGAAAGAGAGCCUCCUGUUCGCAAGGGAGGGGCUUGCAUCCCUCCGCCACCAAAUCUGCAGGUAGACCCAGAAACAGGAACUUAUGCUGAUGGAAGUGUAGAGCGGAAGCCUGGAUCGAGUAGCUCAGGUAGAUUAGGUCUUGGGGCAACUGCUAACCCAAAUGAGGCAAGUCAGUAUGAUGACGUUUACACUUCUUAUAGGAAACAGAGAAGUACCACCUACCAUUCUUCCAUGAGUGCAAGAGCUGCUACCAGGUGAAAACCCUACCAUUGUACUACCUAUUGUCAUCGUUUUUCGGAAAUAUUGAAGUUCUGAGUAUGCUUUUUUCUUACAUUUAAAUUCUUUUUCAGUUAUCGGCCCUUUUUUUCCUCUUUUCGUUGGUCCUAGAAUUCAAUUAUGUUUUUGUGAACGCUAUUUAGGAGUGUAUCAACUUUGAUAAAUGAAUUAGUUGCUAAUUUGAUUUAGGAAAACGUCAUUGAAUUCUUUUUUUUUUUUUUGCACAAAGAGGCAAAUUACUGUAGCAGAUCGAUAACUGAUCGGCAGUUUUGAUCAUUACAAUUUCUAAAUCUUUCCUGAUAAAUUUCCCCUUCAAAAGAAUUGCACAAUGCUUACUAAAAAUAUACAAAGACUAAUUUAGUAAGAUAUCUAUCCUUUUCCCGCUUAUUUUAGGUAAUCCCCAUCUCAUACGGGCAGAAGAUCUAGAUUUUGGGUAUAAUUGCCAUCUCUGCAACAUUAAAUUCAUUCAUCAACACCAAAUAACCUAAUGCAUACCAACAUACAAGUUUGCACUACAUGACGCACAAGGUACGAAUUCCACAAUGACAUUUGCCACUUCUCUCAAUAUUGUCAACUCGCAACUACC